CAGUGGACGUGGAUAAAAGCAAACAGUAUUAUUAGUAUUGUUUUAAUUAGGGAGUAAACAAAUCAAAUUAAUAGAAGUCAUUAGAGAUGAGAUUAGAUGAGAUCGGACGGAUGUAGAUGAGGAUGAAAUGCACGCGAACUGAUCACAAUUCGUGGAAAAAUGCGUCUGUAUCGAAUCAGCAUCGCUGUGUUAAAAACAAACAGACAGACAAAAGAAAGUCAAGGAAAGGGUCCCCUCCUCCAUGUGCUCCCUCCUUGUAGGUGUGACAGAAACAACAAAGGGACGUGGAAAAAACUCGCAUCAGGACCACAGCCGGACAACAGCCCGGACAGAUCCCAGAGCACAAUAGCGGAGGAGGAGGAAGAGGAGGAAGGGGGCCUGCAAAACAAGAGCAUGUCUGCAGGUUUUGCAAUAUGCAGCAGUCUUCAUUUUAAUGGGGAGAAGCGAGAGACGAGCGCAGCCCAGAAUAAACUGAAGGGAGAGGAGCAGUGGAGAGGUGUGAACUGAGAGUGGACGUCGAGGGGGAAGAGUCCAGAACUGAUUCCAGAGGUGCAUGUCUUUCAAAGGGCCCUCUCCAUGGAUAUAGACACAGACUAUGAGCGGCCCAAUGUGGAAACCAUUAAAUGUGUGGUGGUAGGGGAUAACGCAGUAGGCAAGACCAGGCUAAUCUGUGCCCGGGCCUGCAAUGCCACCCUCACACAGUAUCAGCUGCUUGCCACCCACGUGCCAACCGUCUGGGCCAUCGACCAGUACCGUGUAUGCCAGGAGGUGUUAGAGAGAUCUCGUGAUGUAGUGGAUGAGGUCAGUGUGUCCCUGAGGCUAUGGGACACAUUCGGGGAUCAUCACAAAGACAGACGAUUUGCCUAUGGCAGGUCUGACGUAGUGGUGCUUUGCUUCUCUCUGGCUAAUCCCAAUUCCUUGCGCCACGUCCGCACCAUGUGGUUCCCGGAGAUCAAGCACUUCUGUCCCCGGACGCCCAUCAUCCUGGUCGGCUGCCAGCUGGAUCUGCGCUAUGCCGACCUGGAUGCAGUAAACCGUGCACGACGACCCCUAGCCAAACCCAUCAAACCUACAGAUAUUCUUCCUCCAGAGAGAGGCCAUGAGGUGGCAAAGGAGCUUGGGAUACCCUACUAUGAGACCAGCAUUGUAGCCCAGUUUGGAGUCAAAGAUGUUUUUGACAAUGCCAUCCGAGCCGCCCUGAUCUCCCGUCGACACCUGCAGUUCUGGAAAUCCCACCUCAAAAAGGUCCAGAGGCCCCUUCUCCAGGCGCCCUUCCUGCCUCCUCGCCCACCACGCCCCAUAGUGGGCAUCCCAGACCCCCCUCCCAUGGACGGCGAGGGCCCUGAUUCCCUUUUCUGCCAGCCACUGUGUGCAGAUGUUCUUUUCCUCCUGCAAGGUGGCACCACUCGCGUCUUUGCACACAAAGUCUAUCUGGCUACUUCCUGCUCCAAGUUCUACGACCUCUUCACCCUUGAUCUUGGUGGAUCAUGCGUGAUGCCACGGGGGGAGGAACAGGAGAGCAAGGAAAACUUGGAGAGUGGGGAGGAAGAUGAGCAGAGCAGGAGAGGAGCCAAGGAGCAAGCUGGGCGCACUAAGAGCCUGGACAUUGAUAAAGACGGUGUUGAUGGAGGAGUGCGGGGCCUGAAUCGACCCCAAUUGCUCCAGCAGGGCUCUUUGAGGACUUCCCAGAGUGAUAAUGCACUCCCGUCUCGAGCCCAGUACUCGCUGGGAGCUCUAGGGACUGGUCGAGCACUUUCAGGAUGGGGGAGAGGGUUCCUGAGUGUGUGUCUGGAGCAUGUUGAUGAUCCGAUGACUGGGCGACCACGACUCGUGACUGUGGUAGCCAUGGAUGCGCUUAUACAGGAAGAACCAUUCAAGGCGGUGCUUCAGUACCUGUACACAGGCAGUCUUGACGAGGGCCGGGGGGAUCUGAUGCAGGUGGCCACCAUAGCUGAGCUACUUGAGGUGUUUGACCUGCGGAUGAUGGUGGCCAAUGUUCUGAACAGAGAGAGCUUCAUGAACCAGGAGAUCACCAAGGCCUUCCAUGUCCGCAGAGCCAAUCGCAUCAAGGAGUGUCUCAACAAAGGGACCUUCGCUGAUGUGGUGUUCCGGCUGGACGAUGGCUGCCUCCCGGCCCACAAGCCCCUGCUCAUCUCUAGCUGCGACUGGAUGGCUGCCAUGUUCCGUGGCUCUUUCAUGGAAAGCUACAUUGAAGAGGUAUCCAUUCCGAACACCAGCACAGCCUGUAUGCGUGGGGUGCUGGAGUUCCUGUACUGUGGUCUGCUGACGCCCUGUCCUGGUUUGGAGCCAAUGGAACUGAUUGUUCUGGCCAACCGGCUCUGUCUGCCACGCCUUGUUGCUCUCACAGAACAGCACGCUGUGGAUGAUCUUCUCCAGUUGGCAGUGAAAGGAGUUGACAUUGAUGGACAGGUGUUGGCUUACCUCGAGCUUGCACAGUUCCACAAUGCCAAGCAGCUAUCAGCUUGGUGUCUCCAUCACAUCUGCACUAAUUAUAAUAGCAUCUGCCGCAAGUUUCCCAAAGACAUGAAGGCCAUGUCUCCAGAAAACCAGAGGCACUUUGAGAAGCAGCGCUGGCCUCCUGUGUGGUUCCUAAAGGAGGAGGACCGCUAUCUGCGCUCUCAGAAGGAGCGCGAGCGCGAGGAGGAGAUCUUGCGCAAGCAGCACACCAAACGGGGCUGGUGCUUCUGGAGACACCCGUCCUCCUCUCCGCAUGUCUCCUAAAGAGUGUCCUCCGCUGACGUCUUCAUCCUACCCUGGGUCAACACACCCAGGAAAACCAACCCCUAUGUAACGCGUAUAGAGGAGAUCGGCUCUGAACCCUCUAUGAGUGGAGGAAUGACUCUCAGUGCUACUAUGCCUGAGUGUCAGCAUGUUUGGGGGAAUGUAUGUGCCUCUUUAUAAUUGUGGGUGACUUAAUGAGUGGAUUUUUUCAGUAUGCUUGUGUGACAAGUGUGGACUUAACUAAAGGGUAUAUGCAUGGAUGUGGGGGUGUAUGUGUGCGGUUCGAGUGAUGCUUUCUGAGUUGAGUGCUUCCCAGACGCCCUGAUCUAUUAAGGGCCUGUGGCGUUGCAGUGCCACCCAUUGUCCCCUCCACAAGAGCUCUGCCCCUCCACCAGCACUCACAGUGUCACAGCCUUUGAGUGAUUGGACUGGGAGCAAGGGCUCUCUAUAUCUCUCAGUCUCCAUCCUUCACAUUGACCUUAAUGACUAUUACACAUUGACCACUGCAGCUCCUCUCGGGGAGCUUACCUCUGCCUUCACUUAUACACAGACUGUUAGCCUGCACACACAGACCCGUGCCCAAAGUCCACCCCUCUAAAACCAGCAACUGGAUUCCCAGGAACUGUCGCUGACAAUGUAAUUAUUAUUAUUUUCAUAUUAUUUUUCCUUUUUAUAUAAUCUUUAGGCCUUCUUGGACGCUAUUGUCAGGGGAUUUGGUGCACACUACUCCCAGGAAGUGUUGACAAAUUUGAUGAUUGCCAAUGCAAACACAAAGGUGAGACUGGUAAUCUAGACUCCAGACAUGGGGUGUGAGGAUAAAUUGAAAACUGUUAGCAAGGUAGGAUGCUCCAGUCAGGAGGCUUGAUCAUAGCUAUUAACCUCCAGUCUAGCCCUGAUGUGGUCCUUGGUCUUCAUCAUCCACCCCUGCACCUCCCACCCCCUCCUCCUGCACACCACACCUGCAAAUAAGCAAAACACAAGCUCUCCUCGAUGAGUUGGAUUCACCAAACUGCACUUCAGAGACAUUCAAAGUGACCACUCUAUAGCAAUGAUGGGAGGUACAGAGGGCUAGCCUUACUUGAUACCUCUGCCACGGAGGAACGAUGGAUACAGUAUUAAACAAAUGCACUUGUAACGUCCAUGACUACUAGGUUGCGUAUGAGCACCUCUGCCAGCCUGCCUUUACACCCCUACAACACUAGGGGCAGCACUGCUCAGGGCCCCGGCACUAACCCUCACACUAACAGGAGUUUUAAUGCCUGUGAGUUCUUUGGUCUAGUUUCAGUUAUUAACAUCAUAAGUAUAACUUCAAUACUUGCAAAGUGUUAGAAGAAAGCUAAAGCACAUGGACAGUGUUAUUAGUGCAUUUAAAAACUAUACCUGACUACUGAUUUCCACCUGAUUCAGAAUACCAAAGCUGUGAUUCCUUUGAUGUCUUUCUUCCUUACCUUCUUCAUUUCUGCUUCCCUGCUUCCUGUAUUGUCAAGAGUGGGAUGGAGGAGAGAAGAAAAAGUGGCUUGUGGGUGAAGGAGGCAGUAUAAUGGAAUAUUUGAGUCCCUCCUCGUCGUGGUGGUUUUCAGUCUGUGGUGUCAAGAGACAAGUGUCACUGCUGGACAUUGCCUUCCAUUCCUCUUGCUGGAAUUGAAAAUGGUGCUUAAGACACAAUAAGACAGUGUCCACACGAACACACAGACACACAUACGAUUUUAUGUUCACAGUUUAAGCGUAUGUCUAGUUGUUUAGCGUUAACCUGCGAUGAACAUGCAGAAAUAUAAUGAUGGAGUUUUAAAACCUUAAUUUUUCUUCCUUAACAGAGGACGUAAUAGGUCACUGGUUUUAGAAUGUGUAGAUUUCUGCUUUUACAUACAGUGGUUACAACCUUGUACUGUCUUUUGCUGCUUUUCUGUUAAAAAAUGUGAUCUGUUUUGCUUACAUAACGUUAACCAGGAAAAUAACAUUACGUUAGAUUGAAUUUCGCAAUCGCGAGUGUUGUCUCAAAUGACAAAUUUGUUCGAUAUACAAAAGCAUAUGAGAGCAAAUCUGAUUUUCUUGCUAAGGGUGCUAAUUUCUUUGGGCUUUAGUACUGAAUGUGAAAACAAGACGUUGUGUUGAUGACUUUCUAUUAGCAUGUUGUUCUAUUUGUGGGUUUGUGCCCCUCAGCUUUACCCAGGCUACUGUAGAUGAUAGAUAGAUUGUGUGAGACAUGUGGUGUGUUCUGCUGUUCUCCAUGAGAGGUGUGUUAAAGUCAUUGUCAGCUACGGAAAUAGAAGUCAGAUAAGAUCUCAUGAGACCCAAGUGAGAAUUGAGCUGAUUCCGCUCUGAAAAGAGUGAAUGUCAAGUAAAAGUGAACAAGUCUCUGUCAGCAUUACAUGCAACCUACAUAUGUUGGAAUUAUUCAAUGGAUAUUUAAACUCAUCCCAGUGCAGGGCUAUGGGAAUUUAGAAGUGAGACCUAAAGAAGAGAAAGUUGGGGGGGGGGUUCCAUGGCCUCUUUUUAGUUCCUCAUUGAAAGGAUUGCUAUUAGAAUUGUCUUAUUAAUGGUUGGUUUGACCCAUUAAGCCUCCUCUCUUGGUCCAUGUGCCUUAUAGUUGGACAAAACUAAAAAAAAUGUUUGUGAUUUUAAGAACGUCUAUAGUUCAAACCUGCAGACAGGUUCUGCAGUUGCUGACAUGAUGGACACAGUACACAAAGGCCAUGAUAAAAUUAUAGCUGUAAAAUGGAUUAAGAUGUUGCUUAAUGCACUCUUAGCUAUUAUCGUUCUUGAGGACAAUUUUGAGCCAACUUGAGCCAUGCCUCUGGAGAAUCUUUGGGCCUACUGCUUGAUUUAUGUAGAAAAAAAAAUAGCCUUGAAUAAAUUUCUUAAGAGAGUAUAGUACAGUAGGUUGGUCUAAUCAUAUGGCCUUAGGUUAGUAUACUUUUUCUAGAUUAAUGGUAAUUAUUUGGAUGUAGAAGGACUCACAUCAUGGUUGGGAUUCUUCUCUGACCAGGUGAUGAGAGGUAGUGAUAAAAAUGAAUCAGGUUGAUUCCUGCAGUACAAAAACCACUGACUUUGAGAAAGCAAAGCUUUUUAAAGAGCACUGGCUGGCCUGUGUGCUGGGAGGGUGCGGCCACUUUAGGAAUAUGGUUAAUUUGCAUGGUGGCCUAACUUUGUCAUUAUAAUGACACUUGUUGUUGGAAUGCACUUUCUUCUUCUUUGGUUUUUUUUUAUACAUACUUUUCUGUGCUUAGCAUGAAUUGUUCCUUGUGUAAGAUUGUUUCUAAACCUGAUGAUUGUAGCACAAUAUUUCCACUUAAGUCUUUCGAAAUUUCUGAAUAACAUGACUUGUUCAGCGUUUAGUUGGCACUGAACCCCACAGUAGCUUUCUUCUUGCUAUGUGGCUUUAUGCACAAGUCAGUUUUAAUAAAUUAGCUCAGCUCAGCUGAAGGUAGCAUCACUAAAUAUACAACUUUAAAUAAUAUGCUGGGACAUCUACAGACAUUUGCUUGGAAAACAAAUGCAGAGGAUCUGUCGCUGCUUGCAGUUUUAAAGCUGUCCCUGUUAUGUUGUUACUGUAGUUAAUACCAUUGAUCAAGCUUUUUUUUUUGCUAUUUUCAGGAUGCUGGGUAAAGGGCAUACCUAGAUAAGCAUAAAUAGUAACAUUUCAAAUGAAAACAAGUAUAGCAUUGUCAUACACAUAUUUUAAGAAUGUCCUAAAUGACAUAAAGCCAAGUAUAAUGUUUGGAUUUAGCAUGUAAGGACUGAGGAAAUGGGUAAAGCAUGAUGCAUGUUUCUGGUGUUUCUGGCAUAGGCUCCUGUAUAUACAGCAGAGUUUCUUAACCUUGGGAUUCUGACCUUACCUUGAUAUGCUUAUGGGGUCAUGGGAAAUUUCUAAAAUUAAAAAAAAUUGCACAAAAUAAAAUACUUAUUGGAUGAGAACUGACGAUUGUGACAUUGAAAUGGAGUCACAGGCCCAAAAAGGUUGAGAAACCCUGACUUACAGAGAGGGAGAGAUGGAAAUGCAAAAUUUAAAACCCUGUUAGCUUUACUCAGCCCUCGAUAUUUGCUCCACACUGACCCCUAUGGGCCAGAGGUACAUCUAGUCACACUCUGACGUAGGAUGUGGGGUAUUGCAGUAUUAAUUUGGAUUGUCUUGUUCUAUCUUACCACAUCCAUUUUACUCUCAAAUUCUCUUCAGUUAUUUUAGGUGGAGCUUUUCCUCCUUCUUAGCAGGCCUGACCUUCCUUUUUUUUUUUUUAAUGCGAAUCCUAGUGACCGAGAGAAAACCUUGUUUUUAGUCUUUGGUGUCUUUUUUGCUGUGCCUUCAUUGAAAUCUUUUGGCUCUGUACAGGCCGACGGCACUGCAGCUGCAGUCGUCUGGGCUCAAAUAAAGCCAAGAUAUACACGUGAGCACAGAAAUAAUAGCAGGCAGCUCUCUUAAAUGUACAGUAUCUUAGAGCUUGUGUAGGUUGGAUUAUGUUUCUUUCACAUUUCUGGAGGUGUAAAGCAGUUACUGGCUAUUGGGGUCAUAGCGGUAACUUCCAGUGAUAACAUACGAUAGGAGCUUUACAUGUUCAGUGUGUAAUUUCAACUGUUGUAAAGCUACACAACAGAUGACUUCAAUUAAGAAAUGACCAAGAAACCCAACAAACCAGCAAUUUUAAAAUAAUGUUUUCGCACUCUUUCUGGUGCCUGCACUUUCUAUUAUGUAGCCUAAUACUACUUUUUUAGUAGCUUAAGUCUUUAUAUUUACCAGUUUUCCUGAUCAAAAUUAAAAUGUUAUUACUUUUCCACUUUCUCGUGAUCUCUUUCUCUCUAAGCCAAAUUCAGUAGUGUACCCUAUUGCUUCCACUAUUUAGCAAUUUACUAUGUUGCAAUCAUGCAUAAAGUUAGUGUAUUUCUAGUCGGGGAACAGCAACUGUGAACCACUGGUUGGAUUACAGGCAGAUAUUAGCUGUGACAACUACAUAUAUUAUGCUUUAAUGAAGAUAGUUGUUAUCCAAAGUACAGUACAAUGUUGUAAAUUUGAUGAGUCCGAGCUGGAAGUAACCUCUCACCUUAUAACUGCUCACCACACUGUAUCUAUAUACUAAGCUGGUGUAUACAUAGGAUUGUAUGCACAGAGGUGCCCAGGACAGGAAAAGUGUUUAUAUAGACAGACAUGGUGUGAUUAACUCCUGGAUCGUACAUUCUGUAUAGUAUUGCUAUGGACUUUUGUUUCCAUUGGCUCUUAUGAGUUUCAUUAACAUUUACUGCUCAUGUUAUUGUGUUGAUUAAAAUAAAAAGAAAGAGCACACCACACUCACAAACUAUUAAGGGCUUUCAAGAAAAUAUACAACAAUCAGAAUGUUUUGCUGCUCUGCUGUUGCAAAAAAAUGUUUUGAAACUAAAAAUUUGUAAUAUUUUUCAACCACUGUGAUUUGUAUAAAAUUUUAAAAAGAAAAGUAGAAAAAGGUUUUUUUUCUUUUUUGCCAUUUCAGUAUUUUGAUGUUUGACAUGGAUUUUAUUAAAACUGUUAAUCUUU
Messenger RNA from Seriola aureovittata, 8242 nucleotides. It is a transcript of the gene rhobtb4, whose product is annotated as Rho related BTB domain containing 4. The record is from RefSeq and is a predicted model, not a curated record. The transcript has 12 exons. Gene Ontology annotation, molecular function: GTPase activity; GTP binding; protein binding. NCBI's taxonomy places the organism in Eukaryota, Metazoa, Chordata, Actinopteri, Carangiformes, Carangidae. Gene Ontology annotation, biological process: small GTPase-mediated signal transduction. Bases 577 to 2742 code for a protein of 721 amino acids.